AUGUCCUCGAAGCUGCCGAAAACCGCUUUGAAUUUGAAGCAGUUUCUCCUCCGUCAAGAAGUUCUCAAGCUCUACAGAGAUAUAUUUAGGACACUAAGAAAAGUCAAAGACGAAGGUACAAGAGCUGAACUAAAGGAAUGGGCUAGAUCAGACUUCAGGAACAAUAUGCAUCACAUCGAUAAAACUACAAUAAAAGCUAUGUUAAACCAUGGAAAAAAAUCUUUAAAGGAUUUGCAAAAUUCCAUGGCAUUGAGCAACAGUUAG
Molecule: messenger RNA, 264 nt
Organism: Arctia plantaginis
Lineage: Eukaryota; Metazoa; Arthropoda; Insecta; Lepidoptera; Erebidae
Source: the annotation of a GenBank genome assembly